Molecule: messenger RNA, 2761 nt
Organism: Mirounga angustirostris (Northern elephant seal)
Lineage: Eukaryota; Metazoa; Chordata; Mammalia; Carnivora; Phocidae
Product: histone H2A-Bbd type 2/3
Exons: 4
Coding region: 1880-2599 (239 amino acids)
Biological process (GO): heterochromatin formation
Cellular component (GO): nucleosome; chromatin
Molecular function (GO): DNA binding; protein heterodimerization activity; structural constituent of chromatin
Source: RefSeq, a predicted model, not a curated record
CCCUAGGAGAGCUCUUGUGCCUUUCGCAUGAGACCAGCAUACCUUUACUUUGCCAUUGUGAAGAAAAAGAGUCCAGUCGUGGCCAUCUUGACUACUGCUGAUGAGGAACUCCUUCACAUACAUGCUGCAUUCAACACACACAAAUAAAGCCAUUCUAGCUAGACAGAUGUGAGAAUGGAAUACAUGAAGGAGAGAAACACCUGGAAGAAGAAUGGAACAAGGGAGAUUAAGUCUGGGCAGAAAUGUUAAAGCCAAUCCUAAAUGCAUAUGGAACUGCAAGGGACACAGAGAGCCAAAACAAUCUGGAAAAAGAAGAACAAAGUUGGAGGACCCACACUUCCCAAUUUCCAAGCAAUCCCCAAAACGGCAUAAUGGUGGCAUAACGGUAGACAUGUAGGUCAAUGUUUUGGAAUUUAGAGUGAGAAAUAAAUUCACAGAUUUAUGAAUAGCUGAUACUGAACAAGGGUGGUCAGGCCAUUCAAUGUAGGAAUGAGCAAUCUCUUCAAGGAACGGAGCUGGGAAAACUGAGUAUCGACAGACAAAAGAAAGAAUGUGGAGUCCAGUCUGAAACCGUGUCUGAAAGUGAACUCCAAAACUGGAUCACAAACCUAAAUGUAAGCAAGGAAACCAUGAAACCCUUGGAAUAAACCAUAGAUGUAAAUCCUGGUGGAUUUGACUAUGCAGUGUUUCCUUAAAUAUGGCAGCAAAAGCACAGCUACAAGAAAGGGAGGAGGAGAAGAGGAAGGAGGAGGGAUGGAGGAGGAGGAGAAAAACAAAACCGCACCCCAUCCAAACCAAAAACAUUUGUGCAUCAAAGGACUCUCCCUAGAGACUCUGUUACGCAACAGUUCCUUACAUAUGGUAGCAAAAGCAUGGCCACAAAAGGAGGAGGACCUGUGUAGAAAGUGAAAGGCCAACCUCCCCGUCCCCAGGAUGGGAGAAGCAUUUGCAAAUCAUGUAGGUGAUAAGGGCGUAUUUUUCAGAAUGCAUCAAGAAUGCUUAGAACUCAACAACGAAGAGGUGAACAGCGCGGUUCAACAGUGGGCAAAGGACUUGAGCAGACAAGGCGAACAAGGCAGUUAAACAAGGGGCAAAGGACUCGAGCAGCCAUUCCUCCGAAGCGCAUGUACGAAUGGCCAAGAGGCACGUGAAAAGCUGCUCAACAUCGUUAUAGCCGUUAGGGACGUGCAGGUCAAAACCACCCGCAGGGGCGCCUGGGUGGCUCAGUCGGUUGAACGUUUGGACUCUGGACCUCGGCUCAGGUCAUGCAUGAUCUCAGGGUUGUGAGAUCCAGCCCCACGUCAGGCUCCACGGUGGGCUCUGCACCGGGCACGGAGCCUGCUUAAGAUUCUCCUCUCUCUCUCUCUCUCUCCCGCCUCCCUCUGCCCCUCCCCCCCCCCCCGUCUCCCUCUCUAAGAAAAAGUCACCAUGAGAUAGCACCUCACACCCAGUAGGAUGGCUCUUCUAGGCACAAGAGAAACAAAGCAAGUGGGAAAUGACAAGUUUGGGCGAGGGUGUGGAAGAACUGGGACCCUCGCCCAGUGCUACUGGGAUUGGAAAGUGGCACAGCUGCCGUGGGAAUCCGUUGGGCAGCUCCUCAGUAAGGUACACAUAGAAUGACCAUAGGAAGGACCCCGCAAUCCCACUCCUGGAUCUAUACCCGAAGGCAUUGGGAACAGGCGCUCCGACAGAACCCUGUGUACGGGAACGUCCACCGCAGCGCUCUUCCUGCCCAUCCGCCCCAAGGUGGAAAGCACCGCAAGGCCCGUCCACUGACGGACGGGAUGCACGACGCGUGGUCUAUCCAUGGCCGGGGGAUAUUAUUCGGCCGUCGAAAGACACGAAGUGCUGAUUCAGGCUACCACGUGGAGGAGCCCUCAUGAAAACAUGGGUGCUGAGCGAAAGCAGCGCGACCCCCAAAGCCACCUAUUGGUCUUACGAUCCCAUCUCUAGUGAGCAUUCCCUCCAGGAGAGGUUGCAGGGGGGCAGGGCGAGCAGGCUCCUGCCGGCGCCGUUUCUUGGCAGGCCCAGGCUCCCAGCAGGGGCUGAUGGGAAAGCAGUGACCUCACCGGAUCUACGUGUCACGAAGUGUGUCCCCGGACCAAUGAAGGGGGUCGGUCCGUGGUCGCUAGGAGACGGCGGCUCAGGGGCCCAACGACCGGCUGGUUGGAGACGUUGGGCCCAGCUGGCGCACCGCACCGCACCGCACCGCACCGCAGAGCUAGACCCGUCGGAGAAAGCGCAGUCAAGGCCCAGCAUGCCGGGGAAAAGGAGCCGUCGAGGGUCGUCCAGGAGCCAGAGGCGGACCCGCUCCCGCACUGCCCGAGCCGAGCUGUCGUUCUCCGUGAGCCACAUGGAGCGCCUGCUGAGGGAGGGCCACUACGCGCGGCGCCUGGGCUCGUCCGCACCCGUCUUCCUAGCGGCCGUCAUCCAGUACCUGACGGCCACGGUCCUGGAGCUGGCAGGCAACGAGGCCCGGAACAGCGGCAGGAGGCGCAUCACCCCGGAGCUCGUGGACAUGGCCGUCCACAACAACGCGCUGCUCAGCGGCUUCUUCGGGGCUACGACCAUCUCCCAGGUGGCCCCGGCCUGGGAGUAGCUGCCCAACGUGAGCCGGGGUCUCGGGCCCCGGCCGGCCAGUCCGGCCUGCUCACCGCUGGGGCAGCCCCGGCCCGGCUGGUGCCUCGGGCAAAGUCCUUGACGGUCCAGAAAAGUGGGGCAAGGAACCCCUUUUGGUCCAAGCAAUAAAAGCGAGCGAAAG